Messenger RNA from Dendroctonus ponderosae (mountain pine beetle), 966 nucleotides. RefSeq lists its product as uncharacterized. The transcript is spliced from 5 exons. Bases 109 to 912 code for a protein of 267 amino acids. The record is from RefSeq and is a predicted model, not a curated record. Gene Ontology annotation, cellular component: trans-Golgi network. Lineage: Eukaryota; Metazoa; Arthropoda; Insecta; Coleoptera; Curculionidae.
ACUCUUGGCAGCGCCGCUUGAAAGUAUCAGGACUUGUCAGCGACAUAACCUCGCAAUUAUCAUUGUUUCUAAAUAUAUGAUAAUAAAUAUAAUGAUAUUUUCCACGCAAUGGCGAGCAUUUCCUAUUGUUUAUUAAUAUCGCUAACCCUCUUAGUAGUGAGUAGUUCUGGCGCCAACAAAUGCCUGAAGGCAGAUCCCUGCUUGUGUUCUCUGGAUGAUUAUUUCUUUAUCGAUAUAUCGCAAGUGAGUUCAGGACCAGUUUUCCUGGAAGAUCGUCUUGGAAACUUUUCUUACUUCUUCGCUGGAUGCCAGGACAGAGAAUUCAAGUCUACAGACUAUCAGCUGUUCACAAACACUACGCUAAAAGGGGUCUCACUCGUCAAGUGCGAAAGACACAUAGAGACUCAAGUGAAUGCUACUACUUUCUUUGUGAAAGACACUUGUACAUCCAUUGGAGAUGCCAAAGACAUAGUCUUCGACUUGUUGCCCAAUGCGAAUUCGCAUACCAAUGAGUAUCAAGUCGUAUUCAAAGGCAGCCAACCGCCUACUAAAAGCUCCCCCACAAUCCAGCUGGCUUGCAGCAGCUACAACAGAACCGACUUGAAAGUGCUAAACACUGUUUCGGAUGUGUUGAUUCUGUACUCGCCCUUGGUGUGCAUUCAGCAGAUCGCUCACCAUGAGCUGAGCACUGGAUCGAUUUUUUGCGUGAUAUUUUUUGUGGCCGCCUUGACUUACUUUGUUGGAGGCGGAUUGAUUAUGUAUUUCGCUCGCGGAGCCAGAGGAGUGGAAGUGAUACCCAACUUCGACUUUUGGGCCUCCAUACCCGGACUUGUUAAAGAUGGAUUAGUCUAUGUUUUGAGUGGAUGUCGGCCCUUCACAGUGGCCACUGCCGAGUCAUAUGAUAGGAUAUAAGUGUAUCGCACGUAGUCUUCAAAAUGUAAUAUAAAAAUGGGUUUUUUAAAUACA